Molecule: messenger RNA, 2096 nt
Organism: Tarenaya hassleriana
Lineage: Eukaryota; Viridiplantae; Streptophyta; Magnoliopsida; Brassicales; Cleomaceae
Product: ACT domain-containing protein ACR7
Exons: 9
Coding region: 605-1780 (391 amino acids)
Source: RefSeq, a predicted model, not a curated record
AAGAACAUGGUAAGCUUUAUUUCCGGUCGGGAGACAGAGAUAAGAUAUAGAAAUAGAGACCAAGAAAAGUCCGGUUUUUAGAGAGAGAAAUCGGAGGAUGAGUUGUUUGCUCGUCUUUUCAUGUUUCUCGAAGGCCUGAGGACAGAGAAGAGGAAGAAGAAGAAGAGGAAUAGAAAGGGUCCGUGAGUUUCGGACAGGAAGAGACGAGAGGUUCUGUUUUAGGGUUCUUAGGUAUCUGAAAGAAGAAGACGAAGAUGGGAUUGCCAGAUUGCUCUGAUGAAUAUGAGAAGCUCGUUGUAAGGAUGAACAUGCCCAGAUGCUCAUAAGGAUUUCUAAUCGAUAUUCCCGAUUUCCUUUUUCUCUGUUGGCAUCCAAAUCAUGCGGAUUCUUGAUUUCUUUCUUCAUUAAUAUCUAAUAAUUUUACAAUUUUUUUUUCUUUGGUGAAUAUGCAUGUCAUCUUACAUGGCUCUAAGCCUCUGUUAUUGAUCAGAAAAAGGCUGAGGUCUUGAUCGACAAUGGAGUUUGCCCUAAUUCGACCGUCGUUAAGAUCGAUAGCGCGAGAAGUCAGGGCAUACUGCUAGAGUCCGUACAGCUUCUCACCGAUAUGAAUCUUUGGAUCCGAAAAGCUUACAUUUCCGCCGACGGGAAAUGGAUCAUGGACGUUUUUCAUGUGACGGAUUCGAAGGGGAACAAAUUAACUGACGAAAACCUCAUCAGUUAUAUAGAAAAGUCGAUCGAGUCAUCUCAUUACGCUAGAACCGAAGGGUACACCGGUUUAACCACCCUGGAGUUAACCGGAACAGACCGUAUCGGUUUACUCUCGGAGGUUUUCGCUGUCCUGGCCGACCUGCAUUGCGAUGUUGUCGAGGCCAAGGCCUGGACACACAAUGGCCGAAUCGCCUCAUUGAUCUACAUGAAAGACGGUAAUUCAGGGACACCGAUCGAAGGUGAUUCCGACAGGGUCCAACGGAUAGAAUGGCAGUUGCGUAACUUGCUUAAAGGAGACGACGGUUACCGCAGCGCCACGAGAACGUGUGUAUUGCUGGACGGACGUACUCAUGUGGAGAGAAGGCUGCACCAGAUGAUGUUCAUGGACCGGGACUACGAGAAGAAAUCGAAUCCCAAGAAAUCUCCGGUCGUGUCGGUACAGAACCUUCUGAGACGAGGGUAUUCUGUCGUGACAUUGCAAUGCAAAGAUCGGAUGAAACUCCUUUUCGACGUCGUUUCCACGUUAACCGAUAUGGCCUACGUCGUGUUCCAUGCUUCUGUCCGAACAGUUGGUGACGACGCUUUCUUCGAAUUCUACAUCAGGCAUACCGAUGGUGCUCCGGUUAAUUCAGAACCGGAGAGGCAACGUUUGAUACAAUGCUUACAAGCUGCAGUAGAAAGAAGGACGUCCAAGGGUGUGAGGUUGGAACUAUGCACAUCGGAUAGACCAGCGUUGUUAGCGGAGGUAACUCGGAUCUUCAGAGAAAACGGAUUGAACGUUGCGAGAGCCGAGAUAUCGACCAAAGACAGUGUGGCCACAAACGUUUUCUACGUCACCGACGCGAAUGGGAACCGAGCUGACCCGAAAAUAAUCGAAACGGUUAGAGAAAAGAUCGGAUUUAACCACUUGAACGUGAGAGAACCGUGGCCGGAGAUUUCCCGGCGGACGUCGGAGGAAGAACUGUCGGAAACGCAGCGGUACGGGGGCGGCGGAGGGACAGUGUUGGUGUCACUUGGGAGCUUGGUUCUAAGAAAUCUCUACCAUUUGGGUUUGAUCAAAUCAUAUUUCUAGUGAAGAUUAAGAUUAGGGUUUACGAGGAAUUAUAACCGGUCAAUGUCGUCAGACCAAUUCAAUCAUGUGUUUGGUAUAUCGAUGCGGUCGAAUCAGGUUAGGUUAGGUGGCAAUAUUGGUAUUUUCUGUUUGUUUGGAGGUUAUUAUUGUACAUAGAAGCAAAAAAGAAGUGAUGUGUUAGAAAAUAUAUUUAGUGAUCGGUGUUAUUGUUAGGUUAGAUCUUUGGUGUACAUAUGUUUUUAAUUAUAUUUUAAAUUGUAGUGUACAUAUGUAACCUAUGUUCGUUAUAAAAAAAUUUGGUCAGUGAAGAAUUCAA